UCGUUAAGCAGCUGGCCCAGUGGCUUUUAUUUUCGACCCGCUCGUAGACAUCAGUUGCAGUUCGGAAGCGGAAUCGGUUGAUGUUGUUGCUCCGAUUCGGACGUGGAACAUUUCACUUUUGUACACUCGCGUUUUCGACUUCAAAGAAUCGGCAAAAGCGCACAGAACAAACCUAAAAAACUUUUCUUUACGUUUCUGAGUUGUAAUUUAAUGUGUUGUGCUGGUUCCAUGUGAUUAACUUUGAACGUGUAUAGAACCUUUUCCAAACCAAUGUAAAUACACGGUAUCCGUUGACCCUUUGUGAAAAUUUUCAUUACGUUUCUCGGUAUUUGUUGGUAGUUUUCUGUUUCUGGCUGUUUAUCGUGCGUUGCUUUGUUGUUGAUUUCCGUGAGGGACGCGCAAUUUUCCAUUCACCUCUGCUGCUCCAGUUCUGGAAACCACCCCCCACCAUCGUAAAGCCCAUCGUUUGCCGGUCCCCAACAAUAUGGAAGCGGUGGCUAAGAAGGGCAUGGAAAACUACAGAUUCGGCAGUGUGGACUAUGCGGUUUUCCUGGGCAUGAUCGUAUUAUCCACCAGCACGGGAAUCUAUUUCGGGUGCAUCAAGAAGAGCAAGGUGAAGCUCGAGGAGGCGGAACCCACUCUGCCGACCACCACGCCACAAAGGCGAAAACACGAUUUCGGAUCGGAGAAGAUGAGCGAGUAUCUGCUCGGGUCACGCAAUCUGAAAGUUUUCCCUGUUGCUAUGAGUCUGAUAGCCAGCUACAUAUCGGGCGUCACCAUACUGGGCACUACCUCUGAAAUCUACAAUUAUGGCACACAAUAUUGGUUUAUAGCGAUCGCAAUAGUGCUCCAAGGCAUUGCCGUCUCCUACGUCUAUAUACCAGUAUUCUCGGCUCUUCAAGUAGGCUCUUCCUAUGAGUACUUAGAGAUGCGCUUUCAUUCGGUGGUACGAAGUAUUGCAUCCUUCAUGUUUAUUCUGGAUGAGAUUCUGUUUCUGCCUUUCAUUGUGUAUGUACCAGCUAUAGCUCUGAAUCAGGUAUCGGGCAUUAAUCUCCAUGUGAUUGCAGUGGUAAUUGUGGUCGUGUGUGUUUUCUACACAUUUGUCGGAGGAAUCAAAGCAGUGGUCCACACAGAUGCUUGGCAAGUGCUGGUCAUGUUCCUUUCCGUUCUUGCUGUGGCUAUUUUGGCCACUGUCUAUGCAAAUGGCUUAAAUGUCCUCUUUGAUGAUGCUGCCAAAGGUGGCCGAUUGAUCUUUAACAAUACAAACCCAUCGCCUUAUGUACGGCACACUGUUUGGAGCGUUCUCAUCGGGGGGUUCUCUUACUGGACCUCAUUCAAUGCUGUCAACCAGACCAUGGUUCAGCGUUACAUGUCUCUUCCAUCGCUGAAAAAGGCUCGUGCUUCUAUGGCUAUUUUUACAAUUGGUGUCGCUGCUUUCGUCUCUGUUUGUUGUUAUGUGGGACUGUUAAUCUAUGAGAUGUAUAAAGAUUGUGACCCUCUAAGUGCGGGACUAAUUACGCACGACGAUCAACUGCUGCCGCUUUUUGUCGUCCAGAGUGUGGGUCACAUCUAUGGUAUGUCUGGUUUGUUUAUAGCUGGAAUAUUUGGAGCUGCCUUGAGUUCACUUUCCGUGGUUCUAAACUCAACAUCCUUGGUAAUCCUGGAGGAUAUAGUUCGCGGCUGCUUCAAGAUGCGACCAAGUGAAAAAGCCUCAACCAUUCUUGUCAAGUCAACUGUUAUAGUUCUUGGCUUGGUGGCCCUUUCACUGGUGUUUGUCCUGGAACAACUGAGUGGAAUCCUGAGCAUUUGCACUUCAAUGACGGCCAUUGCAGCUGGAACCACUUUUGGCCUGUUUACCCUGGGAAUGCUCGUUCCCUGGGCCAAUACCGUAGGCACUGCUGUGGGCGGAAUUGCAAGUGCUCUGCUCGCCGGGUGGAUAUCUUUCGGUACGCAGUUUACCAUUGCAGCGGGUGAAUUAAAUUCUCAAAAGCUUCCCGUGUCCGUGGACGGAUGCGUGGGCAAUGUGACCCUUCGGGAAAAUAUAUGGGUAGAUGAGGAGCAAGUUUUUCCACUGUACCGACUGUCCUACCACUGGAUAAAUCCCAUUGGCGUGGCCACAGUCAUAGUGGUUGGUGCACUAGUCUCCCUUGUGACCAAACCCACAGAUAUGAAAACUCUAGACCCGGAUUUAAUAUCACCAGUGAUUCACAGAUUCCUUCCAAAAGAGUGCUUUAGUGGUCGCAAUCUCCAUGCGCAUGCGCACAAAAACCUUCUUAACGUCUCCUAAAAUAGACGCACCAUAACUUCCUGUGCCAAACUUAAUGGAAUUGAUCGAGAAAUCGUGGUCCUAUACCUGUGGCAUUGAAUUCCACACCUUGUUUUGUUAGCAUAGUUUGUAGUAGUAGUUGCUUUGUGGUAGUUACCUUAUAGAUAGCCUAGUCUAGUACAAUGCGAUUCAGCUAUUGGAAAUCACAAACCGAAGUACAGGAACCUAUGAAUCUGCAUCUCAGAAUCCCGAGUGCACAAUCAUUACCGUAAUAUAAUUAUUGAAUUAUAAUAUAGCUUUAUUUAAUUGUUCUGUUUGUAGUGGUUCUUUACUUUCCAGACUUUGUUCAAGCAUUAUUUUUUGGCAUUUUCGAUUUGUAGUCAGCAGACUGUGUCUCAAUGUGUAUUCCGUUUGACUUUACAAGCAUAAUGUCUGUGAUAAAUUCAAUAAAUAGAUCAUACAUACUA
Drosophila teissieri is the source of this 2733-nucleotide messenger RNA. It is a transcript of the gene SLC5A11, whose product is annotated as sodium-coupled monocarboxylate transporter 2. Gene Ontology annotation, biological process: transmembrane transport; sodium ion transport. Gene Ontology annotation, molecular function: symporter activity. The transcript has 10 exons. The coding region runs from base 485 to 2287 and encodes 600 amino acids. Gene Ontology annotation, cellular component: membrane. The record is from RefSeq and is a predicted model, not a curated record. NCBI's taxonomy places the organism in Eukaryota, Metazoa, Arthropoda, Insecta, Diptera, Drosophilidae.